This is a messenger RNA of Paramecium primaurelia, 1974 nucleotides long. The record is from the annotation of a GenBank genome assembly. NCBI's taxonomy places the organism in Eukaryota, Ciliophora, Oligohymenophorea, Peniculida, Parameciidae.
AUGAAUAAUUAAUAGAGUAGGAACUUUGUUGGAAAGAAGAUUGAUGAUUAUAUCCUUGUAGAUGUAUUAGGCACAGGAGCUUUUGGAUAAGUAAUACUUUUAUUAUAAUUAAUUUAGGUUUUUUCUGCUUAGAAUAUAAUUACUAAAGAAUCAGUUGCCAUAAAGUCUGUACCAAAAUCAAAAUUGUAAUCUAUUUGAUUUGAUUAUAUUUAGGAGAGAACAUAAUGGAUUGGUAGGAUAAUUAUUAAAGACAGAAGUUUAAGUAUUAGCUUAAUGCAGUAAUAUUAAUGUUGUUAAGAUGAAUAAGUAUCUGGAGAGCGAAAAUAAUUGCUAUUUAGUGAUGGAAUAUUGUAAUUGUAAAUGAAAUUUAUUAAACUAUUUUAGAAGGAGAUCUUGAAUAAUUGUGGAAGAAAAAGAAUAGAAUAAUCUCUGAAGUAGAGGCUAUUUAAUAUAUAAAAUAGAUAUUAAAUGGUAUGAGAGGGUAAAUGUAUAAAAAAAUUAUAGAUUGCAUGAAAUGAAUGUUAUUCAUCGAGAUUUAAAAUUACCUAAUAUACUAAUCUCUAAUAAUGUUCUAAAAAUAGGAGAUUUAGGUUUUGCUAAAAGAAUGGAAAGCUUAGAUGGAGUAGUCAAAGAAGCAUUAGGUACUUUAGGAACUAUGGCACCUGAAAUCAUUGAAUUUAAACCAUAUGGAAUUCUAGCUGAUAUGUUUUCAAUUGGUGCCAUUUACUAUUAGAUGCUUUUUGGUGUACUCCCAUUCAGUAUUAAAAGUUAUAAUGAUUUCUUAAAAGAUGUUAAAUCAAGUAAAACUCUAUAGUAUUAUUAAUAAAGAUUAGCCUAAUUUUACAAGGAAUAAUAUUAAAAUAUCUAAAGAAUCAUAAGAAUUAUUAAUUAGAAUGCUUAAUCCAGAUCCAAAAUAAAGAUUAUAAUGGAAUUAGUUGUAUGAAUCACCUUUAUUUUCAAAUUAAGUUGUAAAUCCAGGUAUUCAUUUAUUAAUUUAUUAACUAUAGCCUUAUGUUAAUUAACAGUGGAAUAGGUUGUAGCCAAAUAGGUAGAUUUAAAAAUGAAUAAAUAAGUCUAUUAGUAAAACUAAUAAAAAUUUGAUAAUAUCAAUAAUUAAGAUAUGAUAAAGAAAUUAUAAUCUGAUGUACCAAAAAUAGAACAAAAAUAAGUUAUGGAUAAUUCAAAUGAUGAAAAAUUAUUAUAGGAAGCUCUUUAAUAAAAAUAUCUUUAGUAAUAGAAGACUAAUGAUUUAAAUAAUGUGUUUGAGAAAUAUCUUAAUGAAAGAAAUACAAUUGUAUUUUUAGGUACUGUCUUAAAUGAAAUUCAUUAAAGAAAACACACUCAAAAUACCAAUGUAAUAAAUAUUUAAUUUUUAUUUUAGGUAUUUCUUCCUGCUUUCAUUAUAUCAAAGAAAUUAAUUAUUGAAAUGGAUCGUUUCUUAGAAAUUUUAAAAACACAAAGAAAUAUUUAUUAAUGUGCAUAUUUCUUUGAACUUUAUACAUUCCCAUAAUUUACAGCCUUUGUUAAAUUAUGUGAAGAAGAUUUCUAAAUAUAGAUGACUCAUUUUUAAGUAAUUUAAUAAUAAUUACAGUAUUUUAUAAUAUUAUAUUUAGAACUAUUUUGUUUCAAAUGUAGAAUUAAGCUAAUGAAAAAUAUAUAUCAGAAUUGUUGCCUGCACCAUCAGCUUAAUUUGAAGAGAACUAUCGUGAUAUUUUGAUCAAUUAUUAUAUGUAAUUAUAGGAUGAAAAGGGAGAAAGUGAAGAUUAAGACAAUGCUAUAAAUAAUUUGUCUAUUUAUGUUUUAGAUACCAUUUUGUUUGAUAGAGUUGUUAAGAAAUAAGUAUUAAAUUUUUAUUAUAUUUUAUAGCUAUUAACCUAGAAAGUUGAUGAUUAUUUGGAGAAGUUCAAUUUCUUGACUAGUAAAGAAAAAGAAGAGAUGAUUGCUUAAAAAUUUUAGCAAAUAUAUUCAUUUUGA